AUGGUAGUAGCGGCAAUUUUGAACUCAACUUCGUUCAAAGAUGAAUGGCAACUUUUUAGAUCGGAAGUGAGAACGAUAGACCUGAGGCGUUCCGGCAUAAAGGGCCCUCUCUUCGUUCAAAGACAAAGGGCAACAACAAGAGGAUUUUCGUCGGUGACGAUGGCUUUCAGAAGCAUUAAUGAGAUGGUGGUUACGACAGUUGUUGCCGGAAAAUCGAUGCUGGUGGCGGUGUUGAACUACAACCCACAUGGCAGUCUCACUUCGUCUCCGGUAAGAUCUCCGGUAGUUCAACAAGUCAUCAACCAGUUGCAACUUUUCUUCGCCAGACCUACAUCUCCUACAAAAAGUAACCCGCCUGGCAGUCUACACAUCAUUCCGACGAGAUCUCCGGUGGUGAAGUAUUGGGAAACAGUUGGAGUAAGACUGGAGGAAAGAGAGUUUCAACUCAUCUUCCUCUAUAAAACUAUCAUCUUCCACUUUCAUCCCCUCACACACUCACCUCAAAAACAUCAGACCACUGGAAAGCAAUCUGGGGCAUCAAGGAGAUCUAUCAUCGAUCAAUUCCCUUACAUCUCCAUGGACACGGAAUUCCCUGGCGUUGUAUACCGUCAAUCGUCGGAGCCUGGAAGAUCUUACAGGCAUCGCCAGCCAUCGGAGCACUACAAGUUUCUAAAGUCAAACGUCGACGCUUUGAACCUCAUCCAACUAGGUCUCACCCUCUCCGACGCUUCCGGCAACUUUCCACAAAUAGACGGCACUCACCAACGCUUCAUCUGGCAGUUCAAUUUCAACGAUUUUGAUCUCACGCGUGACGCCUACGCGCCGGAAUCGAUUGACUUGUUGAAACGUCAAGGGAUUGAUUUUGAACGGAACCGGGUAAACGGAAUCAACUCGGCCGAUUUCGCUGAGUUGAUGAUGUCAUCGGGGCUGGUUUGCAAUGAAUCAGUUAGCUGGGUGACGUUUCACAGCGCGUACGAUUUCGGGUACUUGUUGAAGAUCCUCACGCGUCGCCUUCUGCCAAAUGAGUUGCCGGAGUUUAUGGAGGCUGUGAAGGUGUUCUUUGGGGACAACGUGUACGACGUGAAACACUUGAUGAAGUUCUGUCGGAACGGGUUGUAUGGUGGGUUGGAUCGGGUGGCGAGUCUUUUAGAAGUGAACCGGGUUGUUGGGAAGUGCCAUCAGGCCGGUUCGGAUAGCUUGUUGACGUGGCACGCCUUUCAAAAGAUGAGAGACGUAUACUUUGUCGAUGUCGGACUGGAAAUGUAUGCCGGCGUCUUGUAUGGUUUAGAAGCUCACUAA
This is a messenger RNA of Lactuca virosa, 1299 nucleotides long. Lineage: Eukaryota; Viridiplantae; Streptophyta; Magnoliopsida; Asterales; Asteraceae. The record is from the annotation of a GenBank genome assembly.